Messenger RNA from Penicillium antarcticum, 1227 nucleotides. Its product is annotated as SIP1 domain-containing protein. Gene Ontology annotation, cellular component: SMN complex; nucleus. Gene Ontology annotation, biological process: spliceosomal snRNP assembly. The transcript is spliced from 2 exons. The record is from RefSeq and is a predicted model, not a curated record. NCBI's taxonomy places the organism in Eukaryota, Fungi, Ascomycota, Eurotiomycetes, Eurotiales, Aspergillaceae. Bases 1 to 1227 code for a protein of 408 amino acids.
AUGCCCGACAAGCGCAAGGGCGACCACUUGCCCCCCUCCCCCAAACGUGCCAAAAUGUCUUAUGAUGACCAUGAGGACGAGGGCCAGUAUUCGCCCUCACACCAGGAGCGCCCCCGCAACAAUCCCACGUAUGGCCAGAAGAACGCAUUCCCGGGCUUGGAUGACAGAGAUGAUGGAGGUGACGAACUGUUUUACGGGCCCGCAGAGGAUGGAUUAGAAUAUCUGCGCAUGGUUCGAUCCGAAGCCAACUCUCUCCCAUCGCUAUUCUUCAAGCCUAAAACCGUAAAUACCCCCGAGCCAACAUCAGAUGAACAGCAACAUGCAAAGACUGCCGGAAAAUCUAAGUCAUUCCCGAGAGGCUUCUAUGCGGAUGAGGCUUACAUUGCCCCCGUGGAGGACAUGAAGCCAAGUGCGGCCGCAAACAUUGAUCAACACUACCCCGAUGCGCAAAAUUCCUACUACAUUCUUCUUCGACACCGAUUCUUGCUCUUGCGAUCGACCCUUCGAUGCAGCCCACCUGCCGAGGCUAUCAGCGCCCUCGACCAUGCCCACCCUAUCAGCCUCCCACGAAAUGCUUGGUCGGCGCAUAAGGAGUGGCGCCGUCUGUUACUUGCGGUCGAUCCAAACAUGGUGCAGCUGGCGUGUAUGGACUCGGAUAGCGUGUUGGAAGUGCUGGAAUUAGUAGCGCGGAUGAUGUCCGACGUUGUACGAAGUGAAGACACUGAACGCCUACGACGCAUCGGGGCCUGGGCUUGGGGCUUACUGGGAAAGUGUCGCGAGGUUGGAGAGUUAUCCACAGAGCAUGUUGGUACCAUUCGGAACCUAGGAAAGCGCGCCGCGACAAUCAUGCGAAAGAUACAAGAGACGGAGAAAAACCGAUUUCAGGAUGAAGAAGAUUCUGAAUUGCCAGAGUCAGAUCUAGAGGACACACCCCAGCUGAAAAUGCAAGACCAGUAUGCUGAUGAGCGCAAGGAGGAUGAAUUGCCUGUUAACGCGGAAGUACAAGACCUUAGCACGAUUGAUGCUUCAGAGCAGUCUCAGUUGGAGGCUGCCAAGGCGCGCCUGCAAGCUCAAAUACAGGACAGUGCCGGCAUCAGUAAAUCUACUGAAUCAUUCAACGAGGACUUGUUGACACGGACUCGCUCUUUGCUCGACAUGGUGAUUACCGUGGUUGGUGAGCACUAUGGCCAACGGGAUCUGUUGGACGCACGCGAGAUCUGGACUUAG